Messenger RNA from Filobasidium floriforme, 2201 nucleotides. RefSeq names its product putative MFS alpha-glucoside transporter. Gene Ontology annotation, cellular component: membrane. Gene Ontology annotation, biological process: carbohydrate transport; transmembrane transport. Lineage: Eukaryota; Fungi; Basidiomycota; Tremellomycetes; Filobasidiales; Filobasidiaceae. The transcript is spliced from 11 exons. The record is from RefSeq and is a predicted model, not a curated record. Gene Ontology annotation, molecular function: carbohydrate:proton symporter activity. Bases 366 to 2024 code for a protein of 552 amino acids.
AACUCGGGACCGGUCGCGCCCAAUCGCGUGGGACCGGCGUUCGUGGGAUCAAAUCGGUCAGCAGACUACGGAUGCGCAACGUGCACUGCGCCACAGCACAGCGAUCGACGAGAGUCGGCCCUGCUAUAUCAUCCGAUGUAGGACCAGCCGAGCUUGAGAGGCAACCGAAGCGGUCAGAGGUCAAACUAUCCGUCCGAUAUGCCUAACAGGUGGUGGAUGUGCGUCACUUCGCAUACAACGUACAUCGAGUUCCAGCGCACUCAACGUACAUAUAAGGAGCCCCACAUAUGGAGUUCUGUAGAUCAAUCGUUCCAGCAGAGGUGUAAUACAGACAGCUUUGACCGCUACAGUUCGACAAGACGACCAUGGAAUCUACUAUCAUCAACGAGAUCGACGGCAAGGAGCUGGAGGCCAUGGGCUUCGGCAGUAGCCCUGAAGAUGUCCGAAAGCUUCUGGCGGACGCUAAAGAGGCUUAUGAGGAGGAUCAGCGUCUAACUAUUCGAGAGGCUUUGCAUCGAUUCACCCCAGCCGUGUUCUGGGCGAUGAUCUUGAGCGUCACGCUGAUCAUGGAGGGAUACGACGUCGUGAUGAUCGGAUCUUUCUACGGUCAACAGCAAUUCAUCGAGCGCUUUGGUACCACGGAGGACGGCGUGAAACAGAUCACUGCCGCUUGGCAGAGUGGGCUCUCCAACUCGUCCGUCAUCGGUCAGUUGGCGGGUCUGGCCGUUGGCGGAUACUGUAUGGAUCGAUUCGGGCGCAAGCAGACCCUGUUGGUUGCCCUCGUGGUCAUGACCUGCGCCAUCUUCAUCCCCUUCUUUGCCGUCAAUCUGCCCAUGCUUGCUGUGGGCGAAUUCCUCUGCGGACUGCCUUGGGGUUGCUUCCAAACCCUUUCUACCACCUACGCUGUCGAAGUCGUACCCACCGUCCUUCGACCCAUCUUGACGUCAUUUGUCUGUCAAUGCUGGGGGUGGGGUAUUUUCAUCUCCUCUGGAGUAGCUCGAGGCGCCUUGGAACUCCCUGGUGACCUGGCUUGGCGACUGCCCUUUGGCUUGCAAUGGAUCUGGCCCGUCCCUCUUUUCAUCUGCUUCCUCUGGGUACCGGAAUCCCCUUGGUUCUUGGUCCGACAAGGACGCAUUGAACAGGCCCGUGUCAGUCUCCGACGACUUCGACGCAAGGGAGACGAACAGGAGACCGAACACGCCAUCACUCGAACCUUGGCAUCGCUCGUCCACACUAUUGCCCUCGAAAACCGAGAGACUGCCGGAGCGUCUUACGUCGAGUGUUUCAAAGGAAUCAACCGUCGUCGAACCGAGAUCAACAUGGUCGUUUGGGCCGCUCAAAUUCUCUGUGGUAACGCCAUCAUUGGUUUCGCGGUCCUCUUCUUCCAACGUGCCGGCUUGAGCGAGACCAACUCGUUCAACUUGAACAUGGUUAUGAACUCGAUGUAUAUCUUCGGUAGCAUCAUCUGUUGGUUCUUGAUGACUCGUUUCGGUCGCGCCACCCUGUACAUGGGAGGUAUGGCUGGCAUGCUCGUCUGCCUUCUCGUCACUGGAGGGCUGGGAUUCAAGGACUCCGUCGGCACUUCUUGGGCGAUCGGAUCGUUGUUGAUCGUCCAGACUUUGAUCAACAUGACGACCAUCGGACCCGUCUGCUACACCAUUGUCGCAGAGACAUGCUCCAGUCGUCUUCGAGCCAAAACCAUCGUCAUCGGUCGUAUCGUCUACAACUUGACCGGUAUCUUUAGCAACUCGGUCACCCCUCGAAUGCUUUCUACUACCCAAUGGAACUGGGGUGCCAAGUCUGCCCUCUUCUAUGCCGGAACCAACAUUCUCUGUUUGACUUGGUGCUGGUUCCGUUUGCCCGAGACUAUGGACCGAAGCUUUGCGGACCUCGAGUCCCUCUUCCAACAAGGUAUCUCGGCUCGAAAGUUCAAGCAUACCAAGGUCGAACAAUUCCACCAGGUGGUGGAUGCCACCGCUAUGGACGAGAAGAAGCUCGAGUCGGAUCACGUCGAAUACGCUUAAGCGUGAGGGAAUCCUCGAAACCCCACCGCUACCGAGUUGCUUGCUAUGGGGAUUGUCUUGUGUUGAAUGUCGCAUAUUUUUCCGGAAAUGAUGGAGGAAGGUUUGGUAUUGUCAAUUCUCCGUGUGGAAUCGUGAAAUUGUAAAUGAUUGAAUUAUAUGAAUCUCUAUUCGACCAUG